UCUAACUGUGUACACUAGGGGCGGUUAUACGUGUUCUCUCUCUACAUAACAGUCAGGUAGAUAUACACUCCCAUUACUGAUUAGUUCACAAUUUGGCCGCUAGGUUAGAUAACAGACUUUGGGGGGUGUACAGAUUUUUGUAGAUUUAAUUUUAAAUUGAUGGGUUAUUUUUCGGCCUACGCAAAUCCACUUUACUCCACGUCUGACCUACACUACACAUCCGACCUACUAGCACGUCGUUUUAAACAGCUGAUUCAUGGAGUUGUGGCCGCAGUGCCCGGCCACCCAGCAGCUGUUCUAGCCACGGCGCUCGGCCCAGAAAUUGUAUUAACCUAACCUAACCCUCAAAUAAUACAAAAUUAAAAAGCUGGCAUAUUCCGGUAUUGCAGUAGGUCGGAAUUUCAGGAGGGGUGAGCUGCGUAUAGACGGUGUAACAUUACCAUCUAAUUUUAAUUUGAGCUCCGAACCACUGGCGUUAAGGAUCAGAAGGGGAGGAAUUGUUUAUGCACAUUAUUCCUUUUUAUCAUAAAAUUGCCUGAGUAUUCGCGCUGCAGGAAGAGUACUAGCAUUAAGCCAAUAUGAUGUAGAAACCGAAGCCUAAAAUUUGAUUUAAUUUCAUCAAUAUUUCUAGACGUACUCAGAGUUCACAAAGGGCAAGGCUUCUGAGACGACUUUAUACUUAAAUUUCUGAUCAACCUGGAACUGACUAGUGAGCACGCGAAUACACAAGGAGGACGUAAAUCAAGAGGACAGGAUCACUACUCCGAGAUGUUCCCGCUAUAAUACUACCUGGAGUCCUGGAGAUAACUCAAGUAUUCCAAGAGAAGGACAGAGAAGAGAGAAGAAUGUUUACAAACACGUCAGCUAUCCUCGCACUAAAAGAUCUGGAUAGAAUUGUGUACUCUAUCUUUAAUGAUAUCAAAGAGGAGAUCAUUAUCUACUACAAAACUUCAGAGGGAGUAAAUAUACUGCUGAACACAGAUGAAGAUCUUGCACGGGCAUUUAGUGUAAUGCAAGGUCCAGUCUUCACAUUCUUUCUGGUAAAACAUAUAAACUCUACAGGAAACAGUCCACAAGUGCAUCCUGGGAUAGUUUGUGAUGUUUGUCAAGGUUCUGUUGUAGGACUGAGGUUUAAAUGCCUAUAUUGUGCUAACUAUGACCUCUGCAAAGAGUGUGAGUCAACUGGUGUUCAUGAUCAUCAUAUCAUGCUUAGAAUAGGAUCCACAGACCACACGAUGCCAAGCAUUCUCAAGUUUAUCCAUGGAAUGAUGAACACGAGACCUGAGGGUAGGAACGGAAGACAAAACGACCUGGUUCUAGAUUGGAUGGAAGAAAAUAUGAGCAAAGAGAGCAGAGAGCAGAUGAAUGAAGCGUGUAAAGAAGCUUGGAAGCUAGGAGAAUCAAUUCAGUCUGCUGCAUUAACUGCCGUGACAAGUGCAGCAAAAGCUACAAGUGCUGCUAUAGAAACUACAAAGGGUGGAGAUGCUACCGCUCUGCAAAAAGGAGCUGAGAAUUUAAUCUCUACAAUGCUGGCUUCCAUCAGCAGUUUUGGAGUCCAAGUGACUGAUAUGGCAAAAAGUGAGAAGAAAGACGCAUCUGAAGCACAAGAAGAUUUUAAACAUGAGCAGUGAGCACGAUAUAAAUGACAUCUAAAUGUGUCAAAUGAAGCAGCAGACAUUAGAUUGUAUGUCAAUACCAAAAUCGUCGUGAAUAAAUUGUAAAUUGAAACUUUUUCUAAAUUGAUCUUUUUCGUCAUUAGUAAAAGUAGUAGAUGAACUUAAAUCCUUUUCUAAUAUAAAAAUGUCAACUUUUUAUUUCAUGUCAUUUAAAAAAAAUUGUUUUGUUUACAGCUUGUGAAUAUGUUGUGUUUGGUCCAAUUUAACCCUGCAAUCUCAUCACUCCCAAAAAGGGGGGACGAGGGGUGGGCUGCAGAUAAUUUUU
Messenger RNA from Eurytemora carolleeae, 1941 nucleotides. RefSeq names its product protein ref(2)P. Gene Ontology annotation, biological process: endosome organization; aggrephagy; mitophagy. Bases 846 to 1631 code for a protein of 261 amino acids. The transcript is spliced from 3 exons. Gene Ontology annotation, molecular function: zinc ion binding; protein kinase C binding; K63-linked polyubiquitin modification-dependent protein binding. Gene Ontology annotation, cellular component: amphisome; aggresome. NCBI's taxonomy places the organism in Eukaryota, Metazoa, Arthropoda, Copepoda, Calanoida, Temoridae. The record is from RefSeq and is a predicted model, not a curated record.